UCUAUUCUUAAUUUUGCUCCUUUACCCUUACCACUUUUGGAAUAGACCCUCUAGUCAUAGACGGACAAGUGGCGACAGAUGAUCGGGUGGGACCCUAAUGCCCGGUGAUUCGGGGAUUUUCAAAGCUCGGCAACGUGACCAUCAAUCAGAUAGAUGUUCUUUCCCGGUAUUUCGGACUUUGUAACUUCCCGUUCCAUUGAACCUUGUCAGUUCAUUCCAAUCCAAGCCAUGAGCGGCCAAAAGUCGCCGAAGCGCAUAUCGUGCACCCGCUGCCAGUCCAAAAAGAUUCGAUGUAACAAAGUCCAACCUCGAUGUGAUAAAUGUGAGGCCAGCAAUGAAGAAUGUGUGUAUGUGCCUCGGAAACCUCGGGUAAAGAAGCAAAUCGGUGCCUCGGAGAAAGACAUCUUGCUGGAUAUUCUCAAGCGAUUGGAGAGACUCGAGGACCACUGUGACAUUAAUCGAGGUACUAGGGACCAUGGUGACGCAUCCCGCUCAAUGUCUGUCUUGUCCUCAGACGCAGACGUCAAUGGAACUCAAUCAACAACCAGCGGUGUGCUUCACAGUAGCCAAUCUCAAACCCCUAAGUCACCGGCCAUGGUAAAUAGCAUGUUGAAUGGCAUCAAAGAUGCUCAAGCCAAAUCACUGCUUUCUUCCAAUGUGUUUUGCCAUCUGCGAAACGUUGAAUCUCGUCUUUUGGAGAAUGAAACAUGCGUGAAAGCGAUGGAAGCUGCAAUGGUGGAAGUUGGGCGCUUGGAAGAUCCACUAGAAAGCGAUGUUCUAGAUUUUCCUGGAAUCUCCAAAGAUAUGGCAAUGAGAUGGAUUGAUAUAUACUACGGAGCCUAUCAGUUUGAGGGGUUUCGAGUUCCUUUGGAAAAGAGCUUUCUCAUGUCUAUGCCUGACCUGCUCGAAAUGCCACACGUCCACCUAGACAGCACGUUAAAAAUCAUUUACUACAACAUACUUCUUCAAGGCCUUCUGCAAGAUCCGGAAUCCCAUGACGGAAAGGGUAAGGUCGUACAAUAUCUUUAUCACAGGUCUAUGAUGCUGGUGGACGACUGGAUAGGACAGAUCGAAAAUACCCCCCAGGAUAUGUUUGCAGCUUUUGUUAUGAUAUCAUUAACACUUGAGGGGUGCAAUAGUGAACUGUCCUGGAAGAUACUCGGCUAUGCUUGUACAAUUGCUCGAGCCUUGGGAUAUUUCUCCGUUGACGAGCAUCCAGAAGAACAGAGUUCUUGGCUUGCGUCGCCUGGUAACUGUGAAAGCGAAGUUGACAAGAAUCGGAAACGAUUCGAAUUUUGGCACCUUCUACGAAUGGAUUGUCUGUUCCGUCUGUCCUUCGGCAAGCCGGCCCUCAUCCCCAGUGGGACUUGGACAGUAAACUUCCCUGAUCCCACCAUCACUGGUAUUGACGAUGCGUCUACUCGCUUUAUUCAGAUUCAUUUCCUGGCAUCCAUGCGUCUCACUCUAGUUCUGAUGAGAUACCUGGAUUUAGUGGACGGUGGAAUGGCUCAGGAUACGGAUAUGUAUGACAAGGCUCUUGAUGGCCUCAUCACAGAGGUGCAGUCUAUCAUGUCCGACUGGAGCGCAGAAGAACUUCUUAGCACCACAACUAAUCAUGUUGAUACAUGGUUUUGUGUGGACAUCCUAUUCACCAGCUAUAAGAUGCUCAUAGUAAUUUCUCAGUCCAAGAAAUGCAACCGCGACAGUCACUUCCUACCCCGACACACCGUGGAUAUUGCGAGGAAAUCUUUGAAAACAUUUCAGACUCUGAUGCAUAGGGAUUUGCACUCGUUCUGGGGCAUUAGUCUCGUAUUGCUGCACCAGUUUAUCCCAUUCUUCAUCCUUUGUGCGGACAUUAUUGGAUCCCACGGUUGUAGGGAAGUUCAGGAUGAUAUCGUCCUGGUGGCUUGGCUUAAAGACUUUGUCGAGAAGGCAACAGAGGAACGAGUACCGCUCAGGCCAAUUGCUGCUAUAGUAAAGGCAAUGGCCAUAGCUUGUCAACAGGUAGCAUUGCCUACUAGCUGAUUAUACGUCCGUGUAGGAGAUAGAUAGAACCAGUUACUAUCUCGAAGGUUGAGUCG
Molecule: messenger RNA, 2081 nt
Organism: Aspergillus alliaceus
Lineage: Eukaryota; Fungi; Ascomycota; Eurotiomycetes; Eurotiales; Aspergillaceae
Product: transcription factor domain-containing protein
Exons: 8
Coding region: 154-2025 (623 amino acids)
Biological process (GO): regulation of DNA-templated transcription; DNA-templated transcription
Cellular component (GO): nucleus
Molecular function (GO): DNA-binding transcription factor activity, RNA polymerase II-specific; zinc ion binding; DNA binding
Source: RefSeq, a predicted model, not a curated record